CUACCUCAGCUGACCAAACAGAUGCUAAUUUUUGGAUUGAGACAUUAAAGGAAGGUCUCAAAUUGAAAUCCUGCCAGAUGAGAGAGAAUUUCAACAUGCUGCUAAAAUGAACAAUUUGGAUACCAUGGAAAAGCUGUUUAAAAAGGAUGUUAACAUAAAUGCUGUAGAUACUCUGAAGCGUACAGCGUUCCAUUUUGCUGUUGCGGCAGGCCAUGUGUCCGUGGUGGACUUUCUUCUUCAUCACAAAGCUAGACUUGAUAUGGCAGAUCAGUACGGCCUGACAGUGAUUCAUCUUGCAGCCUGGACUGGAAAUCUGGAUAUAAUGCGAAAAUUAGUUAAAGCAGGUGCUGAUCAAAAGGCUAAGAAUGAGGAAGGAAUGAACGUACUGCAUUUUGCAGCUCAGAGCAACAACAUUAAAAUAGUUGAUUAUUUCCUCCAAGAUCUUCACCUGAAUGACUUGAACAAACCUGAUGGGAAAGGUAAAAAGCCAUUUCUUCUGGCCUCUGAAAAAGGCCAUGUUGACAUGAUAAAAAAAUUGAUUGCUCUGAAGCUAUUUACAUCUGAAAAAGAUGAGGAGGGAAACACAGCAUUGCAUUUAGCAGCCAAAAAUGGUCACAGUGAAGUUGUAGAAAUUCUGCUUGAACAAUGGGAGGAAAUAAAUGUCCUCAAUCAGAAUGGAGAAACUCCAUUUUACUUGGCUGUUGAGGGAGGUCAUGAAAAAUGUGCUGAACUCUUACUGGAGGCCGGGAGUGACAUCAAUGUUUCAACUCAGAACAAUAGCAGUGCUUUGCAGGUUGCAAUUCAGAAUGGACAUCUAUCCUUGGUUACUUUUCUUAUUGAUAAGAACAUUGACCUGGUUCCUAAACCUGAGCAGAAGAAUUCCCCUCUCCAUUUAGCAGUCCUCAGUAAUAAUCUACUGGUAGUAAAAAGCCUUUUGGAUGCCAAUUACGACAUAAACUCCUUAAAUCACAGGCAGGAGACCCCUCUACAUCUGGCAGCUGAUCUUGGCAAUGUGGAGUUGGUGGAAGUGCUGCUGAAGUCAGGCUGCAAUCUCAAGACCAUGGAUAAGCAUGGGAAAACUGCACUAGCCACAGCAUCAAGGAGCCAUCAUGCCCUCAUUGUUGAUAUGAUCAUUAAAGCAGAAAGGUAUUUUGCCAUGAAACAGACACAUCUAGCUCAUAGUGGUAAUGGGUCAGACGUCAGCGUGACCUUCAAACAAGAUCACAGCACACAGACCAAGCAAAUCCGCUCCUCCCUUUGGAAUCUAGCAUACAACCAGUUAAAGCCCCAUGAAUGGAAAAAACUGGCUGUGUUCUGGAAGUUCACAGAUGAACAAAUUAAAGCUAUUGAAGAACAGUGGACAGGGAAAAAAAGUUACAAGGAACAUGGGAACAGAGUGUUGCUCAUCUGGUUACACGGUACAUUACUGGCUCAGCAGAAUCCUGUUAAACAUUUGUAUGAAGAUCUGGUGGAAGCAGGACUUCAGCCUUUAGCUGAGAAGAUCAGAGCUUCAAUUAGCAUUGGCAUGGACUCCAGAAAAUGUCUCAUUUCAUGAGUUCAUCAACAAAACAUGGCAUAUAUGAUGGAAUUACAUGCCAGAAGGAAAGUGGCUUUCAAAUAUCUUUUGGGAAACAAAAAACAUACUUUGAAGUUGCACAACUUUUUCCACCCUAGAAGAACUUGCACUCCUGAAGUUGUUACUUUUUUCUCAAAUGCUUGCUAAAUAGAAAUGUAAAACAUUUAAGAAUGAAUGGCUGAGUGGUAGCUUAUAACUGCUAAGCAAGAUUCACUACUUACAAUUUCUACAUCUGACCUAACACUGAUAAAGUAAUUCUGUAUUGGAAAUGCAAAUUAAGCUACUUUGUGUUUGAUGUGAAAUGUAAAUAAGAUGUUUUCUACAUGAAAAAAAUUAAAUAUAGUAAGUGAAAGUUAUAUGUAUAAAUCAAUUAACACCUGGCAAACAACUUGGCAUCUGGCCUCAUUUGGGAUUCAGGUUUUUAUAAUUCUUGCUAGGAUAUGAAAAAUCUUUCUACUGCGGCAUUUGAUUUAUGUAGUGAAGAAACACAAAAAUGUCAUGUCUAAACACCACAUGUGGCUGCAGAAUUUUCUAUCAUGGCAUAACACUG
Molecule: messenger RNA, 2126 nt
Organism: Agelaius phoeniceus (red-winged blackbird)
Lineage: Eukaryota; Metazoa; Chordata; Aves; Passeriformes; Icteridae
Gene: ANKDD1B
Product: ankyrin repeat and death domain containing 1B
Biological process (GO): signal transduction
Molecular function (GO): protein binding
Source: RefSeq, a predicted model, not a curated record